Messenger RNA from Lepus europaeus (European hare), 1107 nucleotides. RefSeq names its product DNA repair protein RAD52 homolog. The record is from RefSeq and is a predicted model, not a curated record. Gene Ontology annotation, cellular component: nucleus. Gene Ontology annotation, biological process: double-strand break repair via homologous recombination; mitotic recombination; double-strand break repair via single-strand annealing. Lineage: Eukaryota; Metazoa; Chordata; Mammalia; Lagomorpha; Leporidae.
AUGUCUGGGGCUGGGGAAGCAGUGCUUGGAGCACGUGGCAACCGUUCUCGCUGUGCGGGAGGCAGCGCUGUGCUGGGCUUCGGGCAGUGCCCAUACACAGCGGAGGAGUGCCAGGCCAUCCCGAGUGCUCUCAGGGAGCGGCUGGGCCCCGAAGACAGCAGCGGCCGCCGGGCUGGAGGAGACCAGCAGAUGUGUUACACUGAGGGUCACAAGGUUAUUGGCCCGGCCAAUGAGAUGUUUGGGUACAAUGUCUGGGCGCACUCCGUCACGCGGCAGAGCGACCUCAACAAUGGCAAGUUCUCGGGUGGCUGCGCGUUUGUGAGGGCGCAGUUGAAGCCUGGCUCCUAUCAUGGAGAUGUCGGCUGCCGUGUUUGUGAGGGCCUCAAGUCCAAGGCCUUGGCUUUGGAGAAGGCGAGCCAGGAAGCUGCGACCAAUGGGCUGAAGCGAGCACUCAGGAGUUUUGGGAAUGCACUUGGAAAUUGCACCCUGGACAAAGACUGCCUGUGGUCCCUGAAUAAGCUUCUAUGCCGGUUGCCUCUUGAAGUAGAUUUGAAUAAAGCAAAGAGACAAGAUUUUGAACCAUCUGUGGCACAGGCAAGAUGUAACAGCUGCCACCUUGGCUCUGGGACUCCUACGACCUCAGGAGGUACCUCCCCCUGCAGACCAAGCCACCCUGAUAAUCCCCACCUUGUGACACAGGGGGAUGAGGACAGCCGCUCCGGAACUCGGGCCUGUCUGCUCCAGGAGGAGCAAGGCCACCCCGCAGCGGAAGCCCUGGCUAAAGAGCUGCAGCGACAUUCCCGGGAGCGAAUGCAGAGACAGCAGCAAGUGCAGACCCCCGCCCAGCCAGUGGGAACGGAACAGGAGGAGGCACGCCCUGCCCCGCCCGCGAUGCACAGCACUCCCAUACCUGCUGUCUCUGACCUGGGCACGGUGAAAGACUCCCUUGCAGAGAACUUCGAAGACACCCUGGACCUGUGGGAUGAGACUCCAGACAUCCUGGACAGUGUUGUCAAGGCCUCCUGGAGAGCAGCACCAGCCCAGACGUCUGCCACGCCAACCUGGAAUGACCUGGAGCUGGAGCUCUGGAACAAGACUCCCUCAUAG